This is a messenger RNA of Effrenium voratum, 2948 nucleotides long. The record is from the annotation of a GenBank genome assembly. Lineage: Eukaryota; Dinophyceae; Suessiales; Symbiodiniaceae.
AGCUGCUUCGGCUCCAGCCGGACCUCACCAACAUGAAUUUACUAGCGCGCAAGCGAUGAGCGUCCGCCAUGCUUAUUCCACUCCUUCCAAGAUUGCUGAUGGGCAGGAAGCCGUUUUCAGAUACAGGCAUCGCGGGGACUCCUGGGAAAAUUGGGAAAAGAGCAAGGAAUGCAUUGGGCAUCCUAGACUCACCUGUAUUUUGGUUUGCCCGGUGGUACUGACAACCGUGCUGCUUGCUGUGACGGUGAACCUUUUCUGGAAGACUAGCUUCGACAGUGGGCUGCUUCGCCAACAGACUGCUGAUGCUUUGAUAUUGUCCAACUUCAAUGCGUCAUCCACAGCAGUCCUUACGAUGAUGGCACAUCACCUGCAGGCGACGUCAGCUAGAUCAGCAGUCGAAAGCAUCUCAAAGUUUAUGAGCUUGCCACAGCUAGUUGCGGAGAUCAAUGCGGAUGCUGCAGAGUUGUUGUCUUUUGUGGAGUCCGAACGGCUAAGCCGAAUGUUGAGGACAUCCUGGAAUCAGAUCACACGUCUCUUCGUUGAUGUGGACUACAUCUACUUUGCCGACAGCGACGGUGCCUUUGUUGGCUAUGAGCACCUUCCACAGAGAUUUGUUGAAGAUACCAACGCUCCAACACGAUUCGGGGGUGAGUUUCGGCCUUCGGAUGCAAUGGGAGCUUCGAGCCAAUGCCCAUUGUGCCCACCACCUCAAGCUCUGCAAGCUGGCAAAAAGACUUACUACUUCGUGGAUGAGAGGGGCAAGUAUGUGCAGACGUACAAGAUCAGUGACUAUGACCCCCGUACCCGUCCCUGGUACGAAAAGGCAGCAGCUGCCAAAGGCAAGGUGGUGUGGAUGGACAUCUACAACCACAGCAGCGGCCAUACACUGGGAAUGACGGCAGCCAAAGCAGUCAUGCGAGGCAAUGAGGUGUCUGCCAUAGCUGGAGCAGACUUCACAGUUUCUUACCUGAGCAAAUUCAUGGAUUUUGUCACGGGUACAGCCUUCGAGGAAAGCUUCAUCGUGGAUUCAGAGGGGUUGAUGAUUGCAGCCUGUUCAGGCAUCCAGCAAGUUGCCAAGCGAGUGGCUGUUUUCGACGAUGGCCUGGUAAGACGUCCUUGGACCCAGCUUCCUUAUGGCGCCGUUCAAAGCCCAAUGAGAACUCUACUGAACUCGUACGGCUCCUUGGACGACAUUCCUCUGAAUGGGACGAUGAUGAGCGAUGAUGGCAUGUAUCUAUUCACGUUUAUGCAGGGACUCGCAUCCUUUCAGGCCCGGCAGCGCUGGAUCCUAGUGGUAUCUUGCCCGGUCGGCACAUACAUGAAAGAGUCCUGGAUUCAGCAGGCUUGGGCGGCGCAGCAAAGUGCCGCAGUACAGCAGCAGCUUCAAGUAGAGCUGUCCCAGCAGGUACUGAAAACCAUUGUGACGUGUGCCGCAUUUACACUUCUGGGUGCGUGCAUCAUGACUUGGGUGGGCAUUGCUGUGACACGCCCCUUGAAGAAGAUCUCCAUGGAUAUGCUUUCAAUGGCAAAGCUGGAAUUCCUGCCACAAAGCUACUCUCGGACGAAUUCGAUGCGGGAUUUUGGCGACAGGAGAUCAACAACAAGCUUUGGGAGGUUCUUGUCGGCCCUCGUGGGGCGAGAUCAAGAUAGCGGAGGGAGUAGCAGCAGCGAGAUGGAUGGCGAUCAUAGCGAUCCAGAAUCGGAUAUUGAGGGAAGUAUUGGCUGCAGCGCUACCCCUAAAGAAAUCGUGAACAUACGUGAGUCGUUUGUUUUCAUGGUGGCAGGCUUGAAGUCGUUCGCCAGAUAUAUGGACCCGGAAAUCAUGAGAAUACUGAUUCAAAGCAAGCGACAGGCUCAGCUUGGAAUGGGCAAGGCAGAUGUGACAGUUUUCUUCAGUGACAUUGCAAACUUCACGACCAUAGCUGAGAGCUUAGAGCCCGAAGUAUUUCUCUCAAUGCUUAGUGAAUAUUUGGACGAGAUGAGCAAGAUCAUCAUGUCCGAGCGAGGCGUUGUGGGCGAGUUCAUCGGUGAUGCCAUCAUGGCAUGGUGGAAUGUGCCCAUUGAUUUGGGCCAGGAGCACACAGCAAUUGCUUUGCAUGCAGCCCUGUCACAACAGCAUCGCAUGCGAGAAUUGCGGGACAGCUGGGAAGAGCGUGGUCUGCCUGACGUCAGGGUCCGAAUGGGCCUGGUUCGUGGCACCGUGUUGGCUGGAAACCUGGGAAGUUCCCAGCGCAUGAAAUAUGGGCUGGUGGGAGACAGCGUGAACUUGGCCUCGCGCCUGGAAGGCCUCUGCAAGUACUACGGGGUGAGUAUCAUCAUCGAGGAGGAGGCCUCGCGCGCGCACGGGGUCCGCACCAAGUUCCACCUGCGGCUGCUGGACUUGGUCACCGUGAAGGGCCGCACGGCGGCCACGGAGCUCUACGAGCUGGUGGCCGAGAAGUCGACGGAUGGGGCGGAAGCGGAGGCGGAGGCAUCGGAGGUGCUGUUCUUCGUCCUGGGCUUCCACGAGUGCCACAGCCUCUUCAGGGCGCAGCACUUCGCGGCCUGCGCGGAGCGCCUGCGCCGCUACAGGCAGACAUUCCCGGAGGACGUGCCCAGCAAGUUGCUGCUGCACCGCGUGGAUCUUUUGCUGAGCAAGGGCACUCCCCCGGGCUGGACCCCAGUUCAUGUACUCACUGAGAAGUAAAUGUGUGAACAUGGUGAACCUACGGGCCCAAUGCUGGCCAUGGCUUAUUGCUGGCAGUAUUGGCUUACGAUUUGCCCAAUGGCACAAAGUCUGUCAUUUGGCACAAGGAAGGACGGCUCCAAGGCGAGGUUGCACUGGCAAUGGCUGUCCGCCAUCAAAGAGCCGCUUACAACAAGCGGCCAGUGUGUACCGCCAUGGCGGCCUUGGCCCUGCCAAACAAUGGUGUUCGGCAUUCACGGAGCAAUGAUUGGCGCGUUGAACA